GCGUGGGUGACACUGUAGAGGUUACAGUGUUGACACGUUAUCUCCUCAAUUGAGUCCAAACUUAAUUCUGUCUCUGUUUGAUUCCUUGCCUUUUUGUCUUGUUUAAUAGAUGUCAUCAGUGUUUGAACCUGACAGUCUACCAGCAUGGAAUCUCCCCAAUAAUCAUUUGCCUCUUGCUCAUAUAUGAGGUUCCCAUGAUUCUGCAUAGGUGGUGGGCUUUUCUCACAGCUUGUGCAGCAACAAGGUCAGGCUCACUCUUAGCUCAGUCAGGGAGUAGCAAGAGAGCAUUUCCAGCACACUGGAUUGAGGGUCAACAGUUUCCAGGGCAGGCAUCUUUGAGGACAAAGAGGAAGUAGAAGAGUCAGAAGCGCGCUGGCUCGUGGUCGAGUCACUUUCAGAAGUUUUCCAUCGACCCAAGCAAAAACCGUCAAUGGAAUCUAAAGGCGCAAGCUGGUUGAGGAAGAGGUGUGCUCUGCUGGGGAAGAGAAUUGACAAGCCAGUGCUGUAGGAGGUCAUCCGGAAGUGGAAUCGGCAAAGGAUCAACUUCCCCAUUCAGAGGGCAAAUUACUAUUAUUGUCACAUGACUGACUUAAGUUUAAGUUCAUCCCUAAACUGACCCCAGUCCAGUUCAAUAGAGUUCCACAAGUUCGAGCCAUGGACAGAAAAGGCUAACUGUUGAUAAGAAACUUUGAUGUUUUCCCCUGAAGGAUGCUAAUUGACAUCAAUGUGGCUCAGUUGCCACAAUUUGUGUAGACAACAAAUGUGUCGAGUAGACAGCGCUGAGUCCACAUUGAUGACAUUGGUAACUGCACACAUGCAUCUUUUAUGCACGGCUGGUGACGUCUAUGCGUUGCCAACUUGUUCACAUGAAAGAGAUCCCCUUACAACCCUCUGUUGGCUUCCCAAUGGACAGGAUGCUCACGUUAUCUACUAAUGUAACAAUUCAAUAAUUGUACCCACUCUGGAUCUAUUGCAGCCGGUCACCCUGGAGGUUUCUCCUUUUUCCCAGUUUGGGAUUCGAAGUUUUUUCUGGGUUUGGAUCAGGGGAUGCCGUUGUGGUUUGCAAAGCCCUUUGAGGCACCUGUGAUUAAGGGCUAUGUAAAUAAAUUGUGAUUGAUUGAUUGAUAAGAAUGACACAAAACAAGAAAAAUAGUAACGUUUCCCUCAAUGAAAAGACUCAUUAUGUGGCUUUGUUUGAGCAUUAGAUGUGAAAGAUAAACAGAUAUCAGUGCCAUCCGACAGAGAGGCUGAUAUUGAUGGCGUGGGAGAAGGGAGGGGGAUGGGGACAUUGUCCCGUCGAGAGGCAAUCAAUGCACACAUCCUGUGAACCCAGCAUGUAACACGGUAGAGCACUUCCUACCCGCUGCCUGCCAGCACAAACGCAGGGAGACAAAGGCAACAGGAAGCAAAACAUUGUGGAUUCUAAUUUGGAACAUCACCACACCUCCAUGGGUUAGCCAUACUGGCGCCCUGGAUUCCUUGGACUAAACUGUCAUCAUGAAGUUUGGCAAGCGGCAAAAAGGGAUCUCGAUGAUUUCUUGAGGGUAUGUGGCAAUAGAGUGGUGAGAACCUGACCAUGGGUGACUGGAACCUACUGGGCAGCAUCCUGGAAGAGGUCCACAUUCAUUCGACUAUCGUGGGCAAGAUUUGGCUGACCAUCCUCUUCAUUUUCCGCAUGCUGAUCCUGGGGGCAGCCGCCGAGGACGUUUGGGACGACGAGCAGUCGGAGUUCGUCUGCAACACCGACCAGCCAGGGUGCAAGGCUGUCUGCUAUGACCGCGCCUUCCCCAUCUCGCUCAUCCGAUUCUGGGUGUUGCAAGUCAUCUUUGUCUCGGCGCCCUCGCUCGUCUACAUGGGCCACGCCCUCUACUGUAUCCGAGCCCUGGAGAAAGAGCGCCAUAGGAAACGGAUACAGCUGAAGGAGGAGCUGGAUGAGGCGGAACUAGCGCUGGAUGAGCACAAACGGAUGGAGAGGGAGCUGAGGAGGCUGGACGAGCUGAGAAAGGUGAAGAGGGCGCCCCUGAGAGGGUCUCUCUUGAGGACGUAUAUCAUCCAUAUCCUUACACGCUCAGCGCUGGAGGUGUUGUUCAUCCUGGGACAAUAUGUUCUUUAUGGUGUACAACUCGACCCGCUUUACAAAUGCGAGUGGAUACCUUGCCCUAACAGUGUGGACUGUUACAUCUCGAGGCCAACAGAGAAAACUAUCUUCAUGGUCUUCAUGAUCGCUAUUGCUGGGGUUUCUCUCUUCCUCAACAUUCUGGAAAUAUCCCACCUUGGUAUCAGGAAGAUCAAACAGAGCCUCUCUGGAGACAAGUACAUGGAGGAGGACAGUUUGAUCUUCAAGUCGAAGAGGAACGUGUCAUUAUCGCAUCAUUGUGUGAUGUCACCUUACGAUGGACCUUUGACUCAGACCUUCAAAGUCAUACCAGAAGAAGACGUUAACCCCUCGCAUUACUUUGGGAUCAAAACCGGUCACGAGGCCCAGAGGAACAACAGCGUGGCUCAUUUGGGGCACACGCAGGCCAGCUAUCUCUGCCCCCAACCCAGGACACCAAACAGAUCUGUCCAGAACUGUGUCCUCUCCCAAGCUCAGCAAGGUCCAGAGGUCUUCACAACAAAAGUGGACCAUCAUCUUUGUUGGCCGUCUGUGGUGUCUAACGUGGAGGGAAGUGCAUCAAGCCCUCAGGAGGACACGCAUCUGGGACAAUAUCAAGGCUCUCUUCUGUCCAACAACACAAUACGACCCUCUUCUACAGACCUCCUUGACAGAGAGAACCGAAGAGACUCGAUGGGGAGCGAGCACCUCAUCCACAAACCGAGAAAAACCAGCUUCAUGAUCAGACCUACGUCUGAAAGCUUAUCAUCAAUCAGUGGUUCCACAAGUCAGUCCUUACAUUCCUCAGAAGAAUCAGAUGAACUUGGAUCGCUGCAGGGAGACAUGCCCAUGAUGCCACCUGCUGGAGGCAGGAGAAUGUCAAUGAGUGUGUUUCUGGACAUUUCAUCGAUCAUGAAGAAGUGAGGACACGUAACGUCCUGACAAGGCUAUCAAAGAUAAGACGAAGUGGGUACUUUGUGGCUACUUUUAAGCAUUGGGAUUUUUUUUUUUAACAGACUUUGUUGUGUGUUCUGACAACACACACAUUUUUGGAUUAUGAAGCAUAUUUUGUCGUGUAAUGUGUUUUUCUAAGCGAGGUUUGAUGAGAACAUGUUUGUCAUUCUGUAUCGUUUACACAAAACAUUUGUAAUAAACAGCAAAGGCGUUGUUAGCACAAACGUCAUCAAA
Nerophis lumbriciformis (worm pipefish) is the source of this 3283-nucleotide messenger RNA. It is a transcript of the gene gja10a, whose product is annotated as gap junction protein alpha 10 a. Gene Ontology annotation, molecular function: gap junction channel activity. Gene Ontology annotation, biological process: cell-cell signaling. The record is from RefSeq and is a predicted model, not a curated record. Gene Ontology annotation, cellular component: connexin complex. Lineage: Eukaryota; Metazoa; Chordata; Actinopteri; Syngnathiformes; Syngnathidae.